Molecule: messenger RNA, 273 nt
Organism: Symbiodinium sp. CCMP2456
Lineage: Eukaryota; Dinophyceae; Suessiales; Symbiodiniaceae
Source: the annotation of a GenBank genome assembly
AUGUCAACAACCCGGAGACGUACGCACUGUUGCGCAACGUCAACCGCGACGAGCCCGUCAGAAGAUUGCGGAAGGAGCUCUUCCGAGCUCAGCAAUGGGUCAAGUACACGACCGAAGACUACGGUGCGGCGGACACCGAGUACGACCGGGUCAGACGAGCACUUGACGAGGAGGACUCUCAGUUCCUUCUGCUCUCGAGGUUUGACGGCCGCGUCCCCACUGCGUCAGUACGCACUGCCCGCCGGAACCUCCAAGCAAUCGUCGAUGCACUAG